Ceratosolen solmsi marchali is the source of this 1337-nucleotide messenger RNA. It is a transcript of the gene tsr, whose product is annotated as Cofilin/actin-depolymerizing factor homolog tsr. Gene Ontology annotation, biological process: actin filament depolymerization. Gene Ontology annotation, molecular function: actin binding. The transcript has 3 exons. The record is from RefSeq and is a predicted model, not a curated record. Gene Ontology annotation, cellular component: actin cytoskeleton. NCBI's taxonomy places the organism in Eukaryota, Metazoa, Arthropoda, Insecta, Hymenoptera, Agaonidae. The coding region runs from base 494 to 940 and encodes 148 amino acids.
UCGAAUCUUCCGUUUAAUAUACUACAUUCAUCAGUUCAGUACAGUAUUACACAUGCAAACCGAAGCGAGAUUAGUUUGCACAAGUGUAAGCGAGAUGGAUAGAAUAGCGAGUCAUAGCGAAAUGGUCCGAGUUUAACCGAGAAGUUGAGGUGAGGCCAGGAACCUCCCUAUUCUUUUCCGUUUGUUACAUGCGUGAUACGACCCCCAGUUGAACGUUUGUUCUUGCUGCUGCCGCUUUCUUUUUUCCUAAUACAUACUUGCAACAUAUGCAUUAGUGUAUGUGCGUAUUCAUACGUACUUGUAAAAAUACGUAUAUGCGUACCUUUUCAAGCACGUAACACAUAAACUGUGCAACCGUCGUUCGGUACGUUUUUCGACGACGAUAAGUUCGAGAGUGCCACAGCGAAGCGAAGCAGAGUAGCAGUGCCCUUAUACAGACAAGUGUAUUUUGUUUCUCUCAGGAUUAAUAAUCACUGGUCACAUCCUUGAAGACAUGGCAUCAGGAGUAACUGUGGCGGAUAUUUGUAAAACGACUUACGAAGAGAUAAAGAAAGAUAAGAAACAUCGAUAUGUAAUCUUCUAUAUCAAAGACGAAAAGCAAAUUGACGUAGAAGUAAUUGGAGCACGUGAAGCCACCUAUGAUGCUUUCCUAGAAGAUUUGCAAAAAAGCGGUACCGGAGAGUGUCGCUAUGGACUCUUUGACUUUGAAUAUACUCAUCAAUGCCAGGGAACUUCUGAAGCUUCCAAGAAACAAAAAUUAUUUUUGAUGUCGUGGUGUCCAGACACAGCUAAGGUGAAGAAGAAGAUGCUGUACUCUAGUUCUUUUGAUGCAUUGAAGAAAUCUUUAGUUGGUGUGCAAAAGUAUAUCCAAGCGACAGAUCUUUCAGAAGCCUCAGAAGAAGCAGUUGAAGAAAAACUUAGAGCCACUGAUAGGAACUAAGAAAGAAAAAAUAUGCAACCAAUUUGAUAAAUAUAAUUGAUUUAAAACAAAAAGGGGCUUCGAUACACAAAUUCCUGAUCCUUAAACAAAAUAUUAUAUAACAUUCAAAUGAAAGUUCGUGUUUUUACAUAUUUUUCACUAUAAAAAAUGUUUUAUUUGAAUAUACAAAAGAAUAAGAUAUGUCGUACGUUAUAGACAGAAAAUUACGCAGUCAAAUUUCUCAUGUUUAAUAUGAUUUGAAUAUAUGGUUAAAAUGAUGUAACAAUAAGACUUUAAAAAAAUAUAAUAACAGUGUAUAAUUACACAACUAUUGAGCUAUAGGAGAGCGAAACAAUUCAAUCAUUUGUCAUAGGCUGUAUAAUGUUUAAAUUAAAUUCAUUUCAUAAUUAUAACUUGA